AUGGCGACGACACAAAUCGUCCUCCCGGGGGACGUUGUCGCGAGCAAUCAACUACCAACAUCACAAAAACGCAAAAUAGGUCGAGGCCUGAGACCAAACCCGACGACGCACGAAUACACGGCCACAAUAGGUGGUUUACUGGAAGUGGAUUACCGCAAAAAAGCCGCGCAGGUAUCGGCUCCCGACGCGAGAUACGUUCCCAAAGCGGGAGACUUGGUCAUCGCCCAGGUGCGAGGUUCCUCGAUUGAUUACUUCCACGUUUACAUCAACGCCCACUCGCCGCCGGCCAUACUCCCACAGUUGGCGUUUGAGGGCGCCACCAAGAAAACCCGACCCAACUUGAAACCGAACGAUUUGGUGUACGCAAAAGUCGUGUCGGCCCAGAAGAACAUGGAGGUGGAGUUGAGUUGCGUGAACCCGAGUACGGGAAAGGCGGAACCAGACGGCCUCGGACCUUUGACGAACGGGAUGGUGUUUGACGUGAGUCCCGGCCUGGCGGAGCGGUUGUUGAAAAAGGUCGGCGUGGUGGCUCUGGAUGAAAUGGGUUCGAGGUUGCCGGGCGGGUUCGAGAUCGCCGUGGGCUGCAACGGCAAGGUCUGGGUCGAGUGUGCCGAGGCCGGUGUCAGAGGCGUUUGCGCCGUCGGUAGGUGUCUGAGGGAGAUGGACGAGUCGGAGUUGAAGGAGAAGGAGCAGAAGAAGCUCGUCAAUCGAAUAAUGGGGGAUUUGGAACGUGGAUGAAGACCAACCAGAAAGGGUGGGAUUUGUUUUUUGCAAGAGAGAAUUACUACCGAGCACCAAAGGUAUGACUCUGAGAGGGUGGUUAUGUGCAAAGAGUAUGGUUGUGAGAGAGGAUCACUGGUGACAUGCCACACCAAUACCAACGACAGGAUACCCGGCGUGGUGUUCUCAACUGUCUUCACCUAUGGCCUUCAUUGCCAUGAAUCUCACCGGACUACCCUAUCGAGUUGGCUACGAAGUUGGUGUCGCUGGAGAGGGAUAUUGCACGGUUGAUCUUACCUCGGGGUGGAAGUUCAAGCACAAGUACGACCCAGGCA
Exophiala oligosperma is the source of this 1055-nucleotide messenger RNA. RefSeq lists its product as uncharacterized. Gene Ontology annotation, biological process: TRAMP-dependent tRNA surveillance pathway; U4 snRNA 3'-end processing; CUT catabolic process. Gene Ontology annotation, molecular function: RNA binding. Gene Ontology annotation, cellular component: cytoplasmic exosome (RNase complex); nuclear exosome (RNase complex). The record is from RefSeq and is a predicted model, not a curated record. Lineage: Eukaryota; Fungi; Ascomycota; Eurotiomycetes; Chaetothyriales; Herpotrichiellaceae. Bases 1 to 738 code for a protein of 245 amino acids. The transcript has a single exon.